UUGUGUCAAUAGGUUUAUGAGAUUCAUCUUUCUUUUAUGUCUCGGUAUACAAAGUACAGGUAAAGGCGUGCCCAUAUCACUGACAUUGCGCUGAGGCUGGUGGACGAAGCUGGGUAUAUCUCUAACUUUAUAACUUUGCAGGUAACAGUCAUUCGGAGUAGACAUAGCCUAGAACCUUAUUUCUGUCUAGCUAAGGGUGUAAAACUUUAAGGACAGGCGGCGAAGCAGGUCAAACAUUUCAAGCACGAUGGGGACAGGCACUUUCCUAGUGUCAAUAACAGCGGUUCUGCUAUAUUCUAUUUGUUUCGCUGAGGCUGUGGACGUCGGGGAGAGCUGCAUGUCAAUGGACGAGUGCCCAAUGAACAGUACGUGCACGCAGAGAGGAUGUGACGGCAUGGUGUGUAUUUGCGACGACGGCUUCCAUCCCUUAGAAGACUCUUCUGAGUGUAAAAUGGUCGUGGACUUGGAUGGAUCGUGUGCCAGUGACACCACGGUUUGCUCGGCCGCUAAUUCCCACUGUACCCCGGACACUAAGGAGUGCAAAUGUCAGCAGGGAUACACCCCUGCCUCUGAUAAUCUACGAUGUAAACCCGAACCCAUAGGCUCCACACGGUUCGCUCUUCUCGGAGAGGCGUGUGUAAGUGACAAUGGAGAUAGAAUUAGAUGUACAGGACCGCUCCAAGACUGCGACAAAACACAGUUUCAGCCGACGUGUGCUUGCAUUUCACCGGACUACAGACCAGCUAGCGAAGAGGAGAAGCAGGCCGAGCCUUUUGUCACUGUUGAGUGUAGAGAAGCUAAUUACAGUUUGGGUGCUCCUGUUGAGGACCUUAACUGUGCUGAUCCAGAACCCGAUGCAUACUCUGAUAUCGACGAGACUUGUGUGAGCGACAACAACUGCCCGGAUAACAGUGCCUGCAAACCGAGAGGCUGUGAUGGCAAUGUUUGUGUUUGUAACCCUACCUACUUCCCCACAGCAGACAAAACAACCUGCCUUACGGCCAGAAACCUAUUUCAAUCAUGCAGUGGAAAUGAUACUGUGUGCGUGUUCAAUGGAACCCGUACGAAAUGCAAUGACCAGUUUGAAUGUGACUGUGCUGAUGGCUUCGAGAAUAGGAACAACAGGUGCAGGAGGGAAACACGUGUCGUUUCACCCACUUUUGUGAUCAAAUAUUCACUGUUGGAUGAAAACUGCGGAAAUCAGCGCUCUGGCGGCGUGACCUACAGUUUCAGAUGUGACGAUGAUCUCACUGAUUGUAUAGAUGGAACGUGUAAGUGUUUCGAGGGACUGAGGCCCAGGACGGAGGAAGAGCUGGCCAACGACCCGGAGCCAUUUUCUGAUUGUGUGGACCAAAACUUUACAUUAGUGGUAAGCGCUGAGGAUUGUGAUGUUCCUUUAGAGCUGCCAACGCCGACCACGACCCCGGCCGAGCCACCACGACCCCAGCCGAGCCCACCACGACCCCAGCCGAGCCUACCACCACACCGCCAGCGCCCACCACCACCACUACCCCGCCAGCACCCACCACCACCAAGGCCGAGACCACCACCACCCCGGUCGAGCCCACCACGACCCCGCCAGCGCCCACCACCACAUCGCCAGCGCCCACCACGACCUCCGCCAGCGACCACCACCAACCCGCCAGCGCCCACCACCACCACGGCCGAGCCCACCACCACGACUCCGCCAGCGCCCACCACCACGACCCCGCCAGCGCCCACCACCACGACCCCGCCAGCGCCCCACCACCCACGACUCCGCCAGCGCCCACCACCACGACCCCGCCAGCGCCCACCACCACGACCCCGCCAGCGCCCACCACCACGACCCCGCCAGCGCCCACCACCACGACCCCGCCAGCGCCCACCACCACGACUCCGCCAGCGCCCACCACCACGACCCCGCCAGCGCCCACCACCACGACUCCGCCAGCGCCCACCACCACGACUCCGCCAGCGCCCACCACCACAUCGCCAGCGCCACCACGACUCCGCCAGCGACCACCACCAACCAGCCAGCGCCCACCACCACCACGGCCGAGCCCACCACGACCCCGCUAGCGCCCACCACCACCCAGGCCGAGACCACCACCCACCCCGGUCGAGCCUACCCACCACCCCGGCCGAGCCCACCACGACCCCGCAGCGCCCACCACCACAUCGCCAGCGCCCACCACGACUCCGCCAGCGACCACCACCAACCCGCCAGCGCCCACCACCACCACGGCCGAGCCACCACCACGACUCCGCCAGCGCCCACCACCACGACCCCCGCCAGCGCCCACCACCACGACCCCGCCCAGCGCCCACCACCACGACCCCGCCAGCGCCCACCACCACGACCCCGCCAGCGCCCAUCACCACGACCCCGCCCAGCGCCCACCACCACGACCCGCCAGCGCCCACCACCACGACCCCGCCAGCGCCCACCACCACGACCCCGCCAGCGCCCACCACCACGACCCCGCCAGCGCCCACCACCACGACCCCGCCAGCGCCCACCACCACGACUCCGCCAGCGCCCACCACCACGACUCCGCCAGCGCCCACCACGACUCCGCCAGCGCCCACAACCACUCCACCAGCGCCCACGACAACGGAAAAAAGCAGGUUUGAAUGA
Messenger RNA from Liolophura sinensis, 2620 nucleotides. RefSeq lists its product as uncharacterized. NCBI's taxonomy places the organism in Eukaryota, Metazoa, Mollusca, Polyplacophora, Chitonida, Chitonidae. The record is from RefSeq and is a predicted model, not a curated record. The coding region runs from base 248 to 2620 and encodes 790 amino acids. The transcript is spliced from 9 exons.